AAUAACAAAGAAAACAAAAUCUUGUCUGUACUGUACAAAUUCCGACGCCAGUGGUUGCUACGCUUCGCAUCCGGGGCUUCUCACGGAGCACGUGGCUUGCGCAGUUCACUCUGUUCGUUCAUUACAGAAAUGACUCAAAAGAGGCGAAAUUGUGGUCGUUCUAAGCACGGACGAGGCCACGUGAAGCCCGUCCGCUGUACAAACUGCGGCCGCUGCACUCCCAAGGACAAAGCUAUCAAGAAGUUUGUGAUCAAAAACAUUGUCGAGGCUGCGGCGAUACGUGACAUCGCUGAGGCGAGCGUCUAUGAAAAUUAUCCUUUGCCGAAGCUCUACCAUAAGUUGCAGUACUGUGUUAGCUGUGCUAUUCAUAGUAAAGUCGUGCACGGGAGAUCAAAAGAGGCUCGUAAGGACCGAACUCCACCGCCUCGUUUCAGGCCGAGACAAACCGAUAAUCAGCCGGGAAGCAGAGGCCCUCAGCAAACGACUACCGGUGGAGGGACAGGGAAAUGAACAGUUGAUGUAGUAGCUUUGCUAUUGAUGUAAUAAACCAUUACGAAUCUGA
Molecule: messenger RNA, 562 nt
Organism: Corticium candelabrum
Lineage: Eukaryota; Metazoa; Porifera; Homoscleromorpha; Homosclerophorida; Plakinidae
Product: small ribosomal subunit protein eS26-like
Exons: 4
Coding region: 130-510 (126 amino acids)
Biological process (GO): translation
Cellular component (GO): ribosome; cytosolic small ribosomal subunit
Molecular function (GO): structural constituent of ribosome; mRNA binding
Source: RefSeq, a predicted model, not a curated record